GUACGACAGCUCUAUUAUAUGCAUUUUCGGUUAAACACGCAAUCUCACUGAGUAGUUGUCUUUGGCUUGGUCGCCCAGAAAUUUGGAUCGGCAUGUAUUAUAUAAACAUUCAUUGUCUAGUCUCACAGCAACACAUCACGUCGUACUCUCUCCUAAAAGAAUGGCCCAGGGGAUACCAAAGGACUUACUGAUGAACACAGCUUUCAUUAAUGAAUUGGUGGAAGUGGCUAAAGAUGCAGCGCUUGUGCACGGUGUCCUCAUGAGGGUUAAAGAAUCCCCCAAUUCAUCAGAGUUGGUGACGUAUGCUCCCUUCACCCUCUUCCCCACGCCGGUGCCCAAAGCUGUUUUCCUCCAAGCCAAGGCGGUGCAAAUUCACUACAACACACUGGUGGAUAAGAUCAGCCAGGAUUCUGACUUCCUACAAGAUGCUCUGGCCUGUACCAUUGCUGUGGAUGAUUUCACCGCAAGGCUGUUCAAGGUCCACCAACAGAUCCUUCAGGAAGGAAGGUCGCAGUCGAUCGUGUUGGGUCUGAAUCGAUCUGACUACAUGCUGGACCAGAGGGAGGAUGGCUCCAUGUCUCUGAAACAGAUUGAGAUCAACACAAUCUCUGCCAGUUUCGGGGGCCUUGCCUCACACACGCCUGAUGUGCACCGACACAUCCUGAAGGUGGCUGGACGACUAGAGGAGAGCCAACGUGUCUUAGACAACAAGCCUGCGGUGGGUCUGGCUCAUGGUAUCGCUAAGGCCUGGGAGCUCUAUGGAUCAGAUCGAGCAGUUGUCAUGUUCUUGGUGGAGGCGACGCAGCGGAACAUUCUGGAUCAACGAUUUAUCGAGAACGAAUUAUGGAAAAGGAAUAUAACCACUAUAAGGAAACGUUUUGAAGAGGUCUCCAAAUCUGGAAAACUUGAUGAGAAGAAGAGAUUGUUUGUUGAUGGUCAGGAGGUGGCAGUGGUGUACUUCAGGCAUGGAUACAUGCCUCAAAACUACACAUCUGAACAGACUUGGGAGGCUCGCCUGAUGAUGGAGCGUUCCCUGGCCGUCAAGUGUCCGGAUAUCAGCACCCACCUGGCUGGAACAAAGAAGGUCCAACAGGUGCUUGCCAAACCCGGAGUUCUGGAACGGUUCUUCCCCGAUCAGCCCCAAGUGGUGGAGCAACUCAGGGCUACCUUCGCAGGCCUCUACACUCUCGACAUGGGAUCAGACGGUGACAAAACGGUCGAGAUGGCGAUGGCGACACCAGAACGUUUUGUCCUGAAACCUCAGAGAGAAGGAGGAGGGAACAACAUUUAUGGAGAAGAGAUCUGCGAGGUGCUGGCCAGAGUGAAGGACAGUUCUGAGAGAAUGGCCUACAUUCUAAUGGACAAGAUCCAGCCUAGACCUAUACAGAACUACCUGCUAAGAAGAAACGCCCCCCUCAAAAUCAGCAACUGUCUCAGUGAAUUGGGCUUCUAUGGAGUCUAUGUGAGGCAGGGUCAAAACAUGGUGAUGAAUGACUGUGUCGGCCAUCUGCUCAGGACCAAGAGUUCAGAACACUCAGAUGGUGGCGUAAAUGCAGGAGUGGCUGUGUUGGACAACCCUCUGCUUUUCUGAGAAGGUCCAUCCAUAACAGUCUGUGCUUUAACAACAACAAAACACAGUGGCAGUCCCUGUCCUGUCACCGCACUACCUCAUUCAAAUCCACCUUCAACAAGAUUGAUGUCAAUAUUAGCAACAUCACCACAAGGCUCGUCAUUCCAAAAGAGCUUUUUUUUUUACUUUGUAAUGCAGAAAAAAUAUUUUAAAUGCAAAUUAUGGAACCGUUUUCUCUCAUUAUAAUAGCAUCAUGCAUUCCCAAAAGCACAUUUUUAAGGUCAUGCCACAGCACCUCAAUAGGAUUCAGAUCAAGACCUUUACCAGGCCACUCCAUGUCUUCAUUUUGUUUUUCUUCAGCAAUUCAGAGGUGGACCUGCUGGUGUGUUUUGAAUCAUUGUCCUGCUGCAGAACCCAAGGUGGUUUCAGCUAGGAUAUCAAAUAUUCUAGCAAUCGAUAACUCUAGUGGAAUUUUGGUCCAUUAAUUGGGGAAAAACGUAUUUUUGCUUGGUUAAAGAGCAAUAAUAAAUUUACAAGAAAAAAUUAAACAAUUUCACUAAAUAACAAGCAAUUAAUUGGUUUAAUUUGUUAGAUAAUCAAGUGUUUUAUUUCUUAAAUGGACAUUGUGCAAUAUGAUAUAUACAUUGCAAUUUGACAACAGUUCUGCAGCAAUAAUAAAUUAAUAAACAUGUAAAUGGACAAAAAAAAAGACAUUUCCGCAAUAUAGUUCAUGGCGUUUUACCAACUAUAGCGCCUCUUAAAUGCCACUAGCAGAGAUUUUGAUUAUGCAAAUGCAACAUUUAGGAAGUAUUCUAAUUUGCUUUUAAAAUAAGGCAUUUUAAAUGACUUAAAUAUAUAUACAUAUAUAAUUACUGAACUCUCUUAAUGGCUUGAGAAUAGGUUAGCUACAUAGGCUAACUUUAGUCUUACCUUGUCUAUUAUAUUGUACAGUAUAUCCAUAGAAAUGUUGACAUUAUUGAGUUCAACUUUUUGUAAUAAUGAUUUCCAUCAAAUAUAGUAAGACCACACGAUGUCUUUAGUGGGACCUUUCACUGAAUACAACAGCUUUUCCACGUUACUAGGAAUACUGUAUCUCCACCAAGUAAUACUCUUAUGUUAGUGCAUCAUUUAUGAAUUAAGCUUAAAAACUGUAGUGAUGCCAUCUUCACUUGAAAUACGUGCCUUAAUCGGAAAGUGCAGCAGUGUGUGAAAACUGCACGAAGUAAAAGCUUUUCCCCCAUAAGAACACUUUAAAUUGUCUUGUUCAAUUGCAGCAAGAUGCUUUCACUUGCCAACUGCCUUUAAAGAAACUGAAUACCAACUAAAGUCGUUUUAUGUGUGUGUUUCAUGUAUUUGUUAGUUAGAGAUGCUGAACCUGCAAAGACAAGGUCGGUCUUUUGACUUUUAGAGUUGAUUUAUAAUUUUAAGUGUUGGGAUUUGGCUGCUUCAUUAAAGAAAAUAUUAAAAUUAAAUGUUUAUA
Messenger RNA from Doryrhamphus excisus (bluestripe pipefish), 3050 nucleotides. RefSeq names its product glutathione synthetase (gene gss). The record is from RefSeq and is a predicted model, not a curated record. Gene Ontology annotation, molecular function: ATP binding; glutathione synthase activity; glutathione binding. Gene Ontology annotation, cellular component: cytosol. Gene Ontology annotation, biological process: glutathione biosynthetic process. NCBI's taxonomy places the organism in Eukaryota, Metazoa, Chordata, Actinopteri, Syngnathiformes, Syngnathidae.